Messenger RNA from Blastocystis hominis, 1005 nucleotides. RefSeq lists its product as hypothetical. The transcript has 3 exons. The record is from RefSeq and is a predicted model, not a curated record. Gene Ontology annotation, molecular function: intramolecular phosphotransferase activity. NCBI's taxonomy places the organism in Eukaryota, Bigyra, Opalinata, Blastocystidae. The coding region runs from base 72 to 866 and encodes 264 amino acids. Gene Ontology annotation, biological process: glycolytic process.
UUUUUCUUUUUAUACGAAUGCUCGGGACUUCUUCAGUCGCUAAAUCCUGUGCCUCUGUGCUUGCUCGUGGUAUGGCUUCUAGUGUUAAGCCCUUCAACCGACUUGUGUUGGUGCGCCACGGAGAGUCCCAGUGGAACAAGGAGAACCGCUUCACUGGAUGGUAUGAUGUUCCUCUGUCGGAUAAGGGUAUUGAGGAGGCUCGUGAGGGUGGAAGACUCAUUAAGGCCGAGGGUCUGGAGUUCGAUGCUGCUUACACUUCUUGCUUGAAGCGUGCCAUCAAGACCCUUUUCCUGUCCCUGGAGGAGGCUGACCAGCUCUGGAUUCCGGUGACGAAGUGCUGGAGACUGAACGAGCGUCACUAUGGAGCCUUGACUGGACUUAAUAAGCAGGAGACUGUUGAUAAGCACGGUAUUGACCAGGUUAUGAUCUGGAGACGAAGCUAUGAUAUUCCUCCCCCAGCCGUGACGACUGAUUCUGAAUACUACCCUGGAAAUGAUCGUCGCUAUGCUGACAUUCCGAAGAAUGAGUUGCCCACUACCGAGUCCCUGAAGACGACCGCUGAGCGCUUCCUUCCCUAUUGGAAGGAGGAGAUCUUCCCUCGUGUGUUGAAGGGAGAGCGUCUGAUCAUUUCGGCUCAUGGAAAUUCUCUUCGUGCCCUGGUUAUGUAUCUGGACCAGAUCAGCGAGAAGGACAUUACCGGACUGAACAUUCCUACUGCUUGCCCUCUCGUUUACGAUUUUGAUGAGAAGGGAAACAUCAUUCCUCACCCUGAUGCCAUUGCUCCUCUUCGUGGUCAUUAUCUUGGUGAUCAGGCUGCCAUUCGUGCCAAGAUCAACAAGGUGGCCAACCAGACGAAGAAGAAGUAAGUAGGCAGCAAGCAAGCAAGCAAGCAAGCAAGCAGUCUAUGAUCUAUGUAUUGCCUGUUUCAGCUUCUUCUUUUUCUCGAUUCUAUUCUUAUUUUUAAACUACAACAACACUAAUUACUGUGUGUGUUAUUCUUGCAAA